AUGGCGGAACGUGUCCCUCCUCCACCUGCGACUAUUCGUGACAAUCUGCAAAUCGGGGAUGUUCUUUUGUCACCUCGGAAAUCCGGAGCAUCCAUCAGGCUUACUGCCAAAGUGGGUUUUGCUUCUUACGAAUCAACAAUAACUAAUGACAUUGUUGUUUCUGAAAUUUGGGAUACGACUUCUCGUGAUAUACAGAAGCUGGUGCAGCAUCAUCAAGAAACUUUGGGCAAAGCAGAUAAUGGAAGGGAUGUUCUGCUUCCCAACCAUGAGCUAAAGGGAUCAGUAAAUGAUUUUCCUUCUGAAGAUGGCACAGACCAAAGUGAAGUUUUGUUUGUUAAAGAUGGAAAGGAGUCAUGUGCUAGAAGUUCAUUGCAAGCACCACUCGGAGUUCCAUUAUUCUCUAUGAGUAUCUCUGGGACCCGAAGGGCUUUGCCUUUGGCAAGUAGUACUAGAUAUGCCAAGUCAUAUGACAUUGGUGGAUUGCUCAAAUCUGAGGCACUGAGGGAGCGCAUGCAACAAAUCGCUUCAUUGGAGGGCCUUGAAGAUGUGUCCAUGGACUGCGCUAAUAUACUGAACAACGGACUGGAUGUCUACUUAAAGAGGUUAAUUAGGAUGACCAUUGAGCUAUGUCGCACCAAGUCACAAAAUAACAGUCGGAAUUUGGAAGCUAUAGAUGAACAGAGAUACUACAAGUUGGUUUCUUUGCUGGAUUUCAAGGUUGCGAUGGAAUUGAACAUGCAGAGGCUUGGAGGAGACUGGCCAGUACUUCUUGAGAAGAUAUACAUGCAGCGAUCCGAGGAAUAA
Molecule: messenger RNA, 804 nt
Organism: Hibiscus syriacus
Lineage: Eukaryota; Viridiplantae; Streptophyta; Magnoliopsida; Malvales; Malvaceae
Exons: 3
Coding region: 1-804 (267 amino acids)
Biological process (GO): regulation of transcription by RNA polymerase II
Cellular component (GO): SAGA complex
Molecular function (GO): transcription coactivator activity
Source: RefSeq, a predicted model, not a curated record